Messenger RNA from Oncorhynchus mykiss (rainbow trout), 1122 nucleotides. NCBI's taxonomy places the organism in Eukaryota, Metazoa, Chordata, Actinopteri, Salmoniformes, Salmonidae. The record is from RefSeq and is a predicted model, not a curated record.
AUGAUGUUUGGCAUCAGGAAGCGCAUCCAGGACCACCUGGUGGAGCGAAGAAUCCGCCGAACCCGGCUGGUGACCAAAUAUGGCCAAUGCAACAUUGAAUUUGGUAACGUGAAAUGCGGCAACCAGUUUGCCUUCCUCGUGGACUUCUGGACGACCUUCGUGGAGUUCCGCUGGUGCUUUGUCCUCUUCUUCUUCACCGUCUCGUUCAACCUGAGCUGGUUCAUCUUCGGACUACUGUGGUUCUGGAUCGCCCGGAGCAACGGGGACCUGACCUGGCAGAACCCCCCAAAAGGCCACAAGUACUGUGUGGAAAACGUUUCCGAUCUCAUUACAGCAUUCCUCUUCUCCAUGGAGACCCAGACCAGCAUUGGGUAUGGUGUACGCGUCAUCACCCCUCACUGUUCUGGUGCUGUAACCCUCAUCAUUACCCAGUUUCUCAUAGGUUCCAUCAUCAACUGUUUCUUGUGUGGAAUCAUCCUGGCCAAGAUCUCCAUCCCUAAGAAAAGGGCCAAGACCAUCACAUUCAGUCAGACAGCUGUCAUCUGUCCUAAGAAGGACUUCCUUUGCCUCAUGAUAAGAGUGGCCAACUUACGCAAGACCCUGAUGAUCGGGAGCCAGAUUUAUGGCAAGUUGUUGAGGACAACCAUCAAACCCAAUGGGGAGACAAUCAUCAUGGAUCAGGUGAACAUUGAGUUCAUGGUGGAUGCUGGGAAGGACAACCUAUUCUUUGUGUGCCCUCUCACACUCUACCAUGUGAUUGACAAGGCUAGCCCUUUUUUUGAGAUGGCAGUGGACACACUCCAUAAGCAGGAGUUUGAGCUGGUGGUCUUUCUGGACGGCACAGCCGAGACCACCAGCUCAGCCUGCCAGGUCAGGACCUCCUUCAUCCCUCAGGAGAUCAUGUGGGGUUACAGCUUCCUGCCAAUCAUCUCCCGCAGUAAAGAGGGCAAGUACAGAGUGAACUUCUCCAACUUCUCCAAAGUGGUGCCCGUGGCCACUGCACAUUGUUCCUACUGCUUCCACAACAUGAAGGGACACCACCUCCACUCCAUUAAUGGAAUCGACAACUGGGAAUUUGAAGCAAAUGAUAACAUAGAACAACCUAAUAUGACCAAGUUGUGA